UAUAGUCUUAUUCAAAUAUAUUUAUUUUAUUUUUGUAUUUUUAAGUUUUUUAAAAAUUAAAAAAAAUCUUUAAACUUGAAUGAAAAAUAAGUCAGAAAGACGUCAGUCGAUUUGAGUUGAAUAACCCGGUAAAAAAAAAUAUUAAAAAAACAAAAUUAAUCAAUUGUGAAUGAAAUAUUGAAAAUGAAACUUUUAAAAACACUCACACGUGACAAAGAAUUAAUACGUCAGUGGCAAUAUCCAAGUGAUUCUUAAAUUUUGGCACGAGUUUCUAUAAAAAAAAAAUAAAAAUAUCCACACAUUGUUUUGUAUAUAUUAUUUUUAAUUCUACCGAGAAAAAAAAAAUAAAAAAAAACAUGGGGAUGAUUACGCGUGUUAGAGGAAGAGUAAGAGCAAAUUCAUUUGGUGUGGAUAAAGAAAGAACAGCUCAAAGUGUUUGCUUAUUAAGUGCAAUACUUUUAUUGCCUUAUUGUCCAAGGGGUCCUUUACCACUAUUACCUGCUCCAGCACCUGCUCUAUAUUCUUUUCUAGUAUUACCUGUUGUUUUAAGUGCUAACUAUAGAUAUCCUGUUGGAACUCUCAAGACUCUUAUUGAAACUACCAUUGCUGUUGCCAAGCACACAUGGAGUCCACUUAGUCGUUCAUUACUUUGUCUUUAUGGACCAAUUGAUCGUGCUGAAAAUUUAUUUCUUAAAAUGAAAAAUUUAUCAGUUAUGAUUAAUCAAUUGGUUUUUUUUAUUCUUGCUGAUAAAGUAUUGGUACCACCACAUCAACGUAUGACAUGUCUUUAUACAUUAAUGUUUUAUAAUGUCAUUGCAUAUUGCAUGGGAUAUAUUAAAGAGCUAAUUGAAAAAGAAGAUUGGACUCCUUAUGUAACAAUAACUGAAAGAUCAAGAAUAAAACAUCUUGCAAUGUCAGCAACGAAAAUUGUAUUAGAAUGGACAAAAGCUGUUACAUUUGCUAUAACUGUUACAUUUAUGUUACUUGUAUUUGGUCUUGAACAAGGACUACAAAAUUACAAACCAUCAAUUAUGUAUACGACAAUUACCUGGGGUUAUUAUUCAGCAACAGAAAAAAUAUUUGUCGAUAUGUUUUUACCAAUACUUAAUUAUUUUCAAAUUGAAGCACUUGAAAAUUUGGAAAAUCUUUAUGCACCUGUUAUACUACGUUGUUUUACCAUCAGUAUGUCAAUGAUAUUUACACUUAUACUAGUACCAAUAUCACCAUGGAAAUUUAUUCUUAUUGCUGGAUAUCUUAAUAUUUGGAUUAGAAUAAAAGAACUUGUUCAUUAUCAUGGUGCAGCAUUAAUUGCUGAACGUAAAAUAUUAAAUAAAUAUCGUAAAGCAACUGUUGAAGAAAUUGAUAAAUUUGAUGAUGUUUGUGCUGUUUGUUUAUUUGGAAUGAUUAAAGCAAGAAUAACACCUUGUCAUCAUCUAUUUCAUGCUGAUUGUCUUAGACAAUGUUUAAAAACCAGUGAUAAGUGUCCAAUGUGUAAACGUGAAUUAAAAUUUGAUUAAUUUAUUUUAUCUAAAACAAGAACAUACGUUUGUAUUAUUGAUAAUUCUAUUUUUUUUCUUGAAAAUAGUAUUUUGUUUUUUUAUCUUGGUACCAAAAUACUCAACUUAAAUCUAGUCACUUUUUUUUUUUUUUCUAAGACUAGGAUAAGUAGUA
Molecule: messenger RNA, 1671 nt
Organism: Aphidius gifuensis
Lineage: Eukaryota; Metazoa; Arthropoda; Insecta; Hymenoptera; Braconidae
Exons: 4
Coding region: 357-1517 (386 amino acids)
Cellular component (GO): endomembrane system
Molecular function (GO): ubiquitin protein ligase activity
Source: RefSeq, a predicted model, not a curated record